This is a messenger RNA of Lottia gigantea (owl limpet), 818 nucleotides long. RefSeq lists its product as hypothetical. The coding region runs from base 1 to 771 and encodes 256 amino acids. Lineage: Eukaryota; Metazoa; Mollusca; Gastropoda; Lottiidae. The record is from RefSeq and is a predicted model, not a curated record. The transcript has 5 exons.
AUGACUCAAGAAAGAAAUAUGUGGAUAGAGAGAAAUAUGAAAGGCCAGUUUAGAGACAUUGUUUUAUUAAUGUGUACAUACAUCCAAGUUACAUACAGUCGUCCAAUACAAAUUGAUAGUUUUUACCAAUUCUGGAAAACUGUAGACAAGCAGUCUAUACCACAGACUCAAGCCUUACAGAAAUUAUCAUCAUUGACUAUAGAAUCAUUUUGUGAAACAGACGAAAUCCUUGAUUCCAUUCCAAGUAAACAAUCGUGUGAUGAGUACAUUCAAACAUUAUCAUCAAAAUUGUCAUGUCCGGUAACAGCAGUAACUUCUGACAGACAUAUAAAAAAUCCGAACAAAUUUAUGAAGGCGUUAAUAAAAAAUACUAUUGUAAAUUUAAAUGACUAUAAUAGAUUAGUCCAGCUAUUGGCUGAUGAAUACAGUAAAUCUACGGAAAAUUGUCAAGAUAAAAUCUGCCGUCAGUUGAAUUCACUAAGCUCUAACUUGAACAGUUUGAUAAAAUCCAUAACCUUCAAGAUAAAACAGUAUUUCCACAUAAACAUUUUGAAGAAACAGUCUGAAAAAAGUUUCAGUUUAAAAGACAGAAGCCAAGUAGAGAAAGUAGCGACUCUUUAUUGUUUAUUUACACAACUAAAAGAGGCCGAAUCGGCUCUGGAAUUCACAGUCAAAAGUACCUGGGAUGUCCAGAUACGAAAAAUGGCUAAUUUUCAAAACAAGAAGAAAAGACCAAAGUUGGUCAAGAGACGUCUCAACUUAGGAUUAUAAAUUAUCAGUGUGAAAGUUUAAGGGUGUAUGUUUGGUGUGUUUGAAUG